AUGAAGUUUAUUCUCGUCGUUUUGAUUAUUGCUCAACUACAUGGUGCUUUUAGCGCUAGCGGUUCUCUUCAAGAGCAACGUGGAUUCUUGGAAUUUUGGGAUCUCAUUAGUCCGGUAGCCAUUCCAAUUGCUCAUGGCAUCGAUACGGCUAUUGGUACAAUUUCAAAUAUUCAUUCUUCUAUUUCAAAUGCAGUAUCAGAUGCUAUUUAUGGUGUAACAUCGUGGAUUGGCGAUAAAAUUCCAGCACUUGGCAAACGUGAUUUAGAAAAUGAUGCUCGAUUCAAUCUUUUGAAUGAACUUACAACGUUUAAAGCUUCGUUUCAACAAUCAAUUGUUGAAAUAUUUCAAAGUUUUCUUAGUGGUAAUUUCGCAACUAAACUUCAACAAGCUAUUUCGAAAUUGGUUACUUUCCUCAACACACAUUUACAAAAAAUUAGUACUAUCAUCACUAAUUUGAUUCCUACAAUGGAUGGUACACUGGCAACUCAAGCUAUGACAAGUAGUUUACAUGUUAUAGAAGUUAUUCAAGAGGUCAUUCGAAAAAUUCAUGCCUUUUUUUCUUCGUAA
Molecule: messenger RNA, 567 nt
Organism: Rotaria socialis
Lineage: Eukaryota; Metazoa; Rotifera; Eurotatoria; Philodinida; Philodinidae
Source: the annotation of a GenBank genome assembly